GGUAGGCGGAGCUUGGGCGCGUUGCGUCGGAGGCGUCAGAAUCCUCAAUUCCCAACUUCGCUUCUUGGCAGGACCUUUGGCGGAGCGCGCACAGGGAAAGGGGGGCGACGGGCGAGCGAGCGGGCGGGCGGUCAAGAAGGCAGGCGAGAGAGAACGAGCGAUCCGGGAGCCCAAGCGGAGAAAAGCGCCCUUUCCUUGCCCAGCGGAGGAAGAGAGGGAGGGCGGGGGAGCGGGAACCGAGAAGAAGACGCCUGCAAAGAGGAAGAGGAGGAGGAGGAAGAGGAGGAGGAGGAAGAGGAGGAGGAGGAGGAGGAAGAAGAAGAAGGGGGGCCCCCCGAAAGGUGCCGUGCGCCGGAGACUCCAGCCAGAGCUGCUGCGGAGGGGAGGCGGCGAAGAGGGGCUCUCCGCCCGUCGUUGGCAGAGCCGCCCGCCGCGGCAAAGCUCCGACAAGGCGCUCCGGAGAGAGAGAAAGAGAGAGGGAGAGCCAGGAUCCGGAACGCCAAAGCCCGAAGCCCGGACCGGCGCUGCGCUUGGCGGAGGCGGCGGCUGCAGCAGCUGCUUGCGCGGCUGGCUGGGGCUGGCUGGCGGAGCUCUGCCAGCAGCUUCCGGCCAUGUCGUAUCCUCAGGGUUACUUGUACCAGCCGUCCGCGUCCUUGGCCCUCUAUUCCUGCCCUGCCUACAGCACCAGCGUGAUCUCCGGUCCGCGGACGGAUGAACUGGGCAGGUCGUCGUCCGGCUCGGCUUUUUCCCCCUACGCCGGCUCCACCGCCUUCAGCGCUCCUUCGCCCGGCUACAACUCGCACCUCCAGUACGGCGCAGACCCGGCGGCGGCAGCGGCGGCGGCUGCCUUCUCUUCCUACGUGGGCUCGCCCUACGACCACACGCCCGGCAUGGCGGGUUCCUUGGGGUACCAUCCUUACGCCGCCCCCCUGGGCUCCUACCCUUACGGGGACCCGGCUUACCGCAAGAACGCCACGCGGGACGCCACGGCCACGCUGAAGGCCUGGCUGAACGAGCACCGCAAGAACCCCUACCCGACCAAGGGCGAGAAGAUCAUGCUGGCCAUCAUCACCAAGAUGACCCUCACUCAGGUCUCCACCUGGUUCGCCAACGCCCGGCGACGCCUCAAGAAGGAGAACAAGAUGACCUGGACGCCGCGGAACCGCAGCGAGGACGAGGAAGAAGAAGAGAACAUCGACCUGGAGAAGAACGACGACGAGGAACCGGCCAAACUCGAGGAGAAGGGCGACCCCGAGACGGGUCAGCUCGGCCCCGCAGACCCCAAAGGCGUCGGAGGGGGCAAAGAAACCGACGGCGCCUCCAGCGACUCGGAUUGUAAGGAAAGCCCCGAGCAGACGCUUCGGAAAGAAGCCGCCGCCGCCGUCCGCGCCUCGCCGCCUUUGGUGCACUGUGGAUCCGCCGGCCGCCUGCUACUCCAAGCUCACCAGCACCAUCACCACCACCAGCAGCAGCAGCUCUUGCAUCCCGGGGCCGGCGGCGAGGACCCCCCGGCGCCGCCGCCCCCUCCCUCCCAAUACAGACCCCCUUCGACGGACCUGCACCCCAGCCUGCCUUCCAGCCACGGCACGUCGGUCAUCCACACGCCCCAAGCGCCUCCGCAGGCGGCCGGCCCGGGGGCUCUUUCCAAGCCCAAGCUCUGGUCCCUGGCCGAGAUCGCCACCUCCGCGGACAAGGCCAAGGAAGGGGGCAGCGGCGAGACGCCCCCGCAAACUCCUUCGGGUUUAAGCGGGCCGGCGGCGCAAUCCCCGACGGCGCGCUCGCCUUCCGCCGCCCCUUGCCCCUUCCCCAACGGCGCCGCCUCGGUGCUCCCGAGACCCCUCUAUUACGCCACCAGCCCUUUUUACCCCGGCUACACGAACUACGCUUCCUUCGGACACCUUCACGGCAACGCGGCCCAGGCGGGCGCCCCCAGCCCCCAUUUUAACGGAUUAAACCAGACCCUUUUGAACAGAGCGGAGAGCCUGGCCAAAGACGCGAAGGUGCUCCGAAGUCACAGCCACUACGACUUUAGCAAAGAGGCGCCCUACGAACUCAAGAAAGGUAUGUCGCACAUUUAAAACCCCCAACUUAAAAGCUGAGCUCCAAAACGGGACUUUGUGGAUUUGGGCCCGCCUUUUAUUCGGGGGAAGAGAAAGUUAUGGGCUCCCCACCUUCCUCCGCCGCUCUUACAGUGAUUUUCUGCUUUUUUUUUUUUUUUUACUUCUUUCUUUUUUCAUCGUGAGCGAUUUUUCCACAUUUCUUUCCCAUCAGGGCCGUCUUGAUCGGGGUUUUUUUUUCCCUCUCCCACCCGCUGCCAAAAAGGGGGGAGGAAGGGUGGAAGAGAGAGAGAGAGAGAGAGAGAGAGAAAGAAAGAAAGAAAGACAGGGAGGGAGAGAGAGAGAGAAAGAAAGAAAGAAAAAGAAAGAAAGAAAGAAAGAAAGAAAGAAAGAAAGAAAGAAAGAAAGAAAGAAAGAAAGAAAGAAAGAAAGAAAGAAAGGAAGGGAGAGAGAGAGAGAGUGGCCGGUUCCCAGAUCAGCUUUAUAAUUUAUUUGAAAACUGCAGCUUUUAGAAGUCUUAAGCAGAACUGCAAGACGUGGUGGGUUUGUGGCGAAUCUCUCUCGCACGCAGGGGAGGAGGGGGGGUAAAAAGACAGAGGCGAUUUGUAUGAAAUCUUAUUCUGUAUAUUUAAUGUAGCUUUUUUUUGUAUUUAAAUCGGUUAUACGGUAUCUUUGAAGUAAAUUAUGAAAUCCAACCA
Messenger RNA from Pantherophis guttatus, 2755 nucleotides. RefSeq names its product iroquois homeobox 5 (gene IRX5). Gene Ontology annotation, biological process: regulation of transcription by RNA polymerase II; neuron differentiation; cell development. Gene Ontology annotation, cellular component: nucleus. Gene Ontology annotation, molecular function: DNA-binding transcription factor activity, RNA polymerase II-specific; RNA polymerase II cis-regulatory region sequence-specific DNA binding. The record is from RefSeq and is a predicted model, not a curated record. NCBI's taxonomy places the organism in Eukaryota, Metazoa, Chordata, Lepidosauria, Squamata, Colubridae.